GGCACCGCGCCUCACUCCUUUGGCCCCGCCCCUUCCUUCCCGAGUCUCUCCGGCUUUGUAGUGUCCACCCCGCGGCUGCUUUCUCCCCGCAAAAAGAGGCCGACAGACGGACGCACCAUGGCUCUCCACGUCCCCAAAGCACCGGGCUUUGCCCAAAUGUUGAAGGACGGCGCCAAGCACUACUCAGGUCUUGAAGAGGCAGUCUUUCGCAACAUCCGAGCCUGUAAGGAACUUUCCCAGACCACACGGACAGCUUACGGGCCCAAUGGCAUGAAUAAAAUGGUCAUCAACCACUUGGAGAAACUGUUUGUUACCAAUGACGCUGCCACCAUCCUCAGAGAGCUGGAAGUGCAGCAUCCAGCCGCCAAAAUGAUCGUCAUGGCGUCCUACAUGCAAGAGCAAGAGGUGGGAGACGGCACCAACUUUGUGCUGGUGUUUGCCGGCGCCCUGCUGGAGCAAGGCGAGGAGCUCCUCCGAAUGGGCCUCUCCGUGUCCGAGGUGAUUGAAGGCUACGAGAAGGCCUGCAAGAAGGCCCUGGAGAUCCUGCCCGACUGCGUGUGUUCCUCGGCCAAGAACCUCCACGACAUGAAGGAAGCCACAGCGUUGAUUCGCACGGCCGUCAUGAGCAAACAGUACGGAAACGAGGACUUCUUGGCCAGCCUCAUCGCCCAGGCGUGUGUGUCCAUCCUGCCAGAGUCUGGCAGCUUCAACGUGGACAGCGUCAGAGUGUGCAAGAUCCUGGGUUGUGGAGUGACGGCGUCCUCCGUGCUGCACGGCAUGGUGUUCAAAAAGGAGUUGGAGGGAGACGUCACUUCGGUUAAGGACGGCAAGAUCGCCGUCUUCUCCUGCCCCUUUGACUGCAUGGUCACAGAGACCAAGGGCACGGUGCUGAUCAACAACGCCAAGGAGCUGAUGGACUUCAGCAAGGGGGAGGAGGACAUGAUGGAGGCACAGGUGAAGGCCAUCAAGGAGGCGGGCGCCAACGUGGUGGUCACGGGUGGCAAAGUGGCCGACAUGGCGCUGCACUACGCCAACAAGUACAAGCUCAUGGUGGUCAGGCUGAACUCCAAGUGGGACCUGAGGAGGUUAUGCAAGACGGUGGGAGCUGUAGCUCUGCCCAGGCUGACCGCACCCACCCCUGAGGAGAUGGGUCACUGUGACAGCGUUUACCUGACCGAGGUGGGAGACACUCAGGUGGUGGUCUUCAAACACGAGAAGGAAGACGGCGCCAUCUCCACCGUGGUGAUCAGAGGCUCCACUGAAAAUCUGAUGGACGACGUGGAGCGAGCCAUUGACGACGGCGUCAACACCUUCAAGGUCCUGGUCAGGGACAAGCGUCUGUUACCUGGAGCAGCAGCCACGGAGAUCGAGCUGGCCAAGCAGAUCACCUCGUAUGGAGAGACCUGCCCGGGUCUGGAGCAGUACGCCAUCAAAAAGUUUGCAGAGGCCUUUGAGGCGUUUCCACGCGCCCUGGCCGAGAACUCUGGCGUGAAGGCCAACGAGCUCAUCUCCAAAAUGUACUCAGCGCAUCACGAGGGGAACAAGAACAUCGGCUUUGAUAUCGAGGGAGACGGCCCGUCAGUGAAGGAUGUCGUGGAGGGCGGCAUCCUGGACCCGUACCUGGUCAAACACUGGGGCAUCAAGCUGGCCACCAACGCCGCCAUCACAGUCCUACGAGUGGACCAGAUCAUCAUGGCUAAGCCUGCGGGGGGGCCCAAGACUCCCCAGCAGAGGGGCCACUGGGACAAAGACGACUGGGACGAGGCGCCCGAUCAAUUUGACACUCACCACUAGAGGGCGCACAGUCAGUAGGUCCUGGAAUGUGCGUGUGAUUUCUGUCCACCUGCACAGGUGUACUCACCCGCUCACAGGACUGAAGUGUGCCACGUAGUCACCACUAACACCAGUAAAUGUGAACAAAACUUAGGUCAUGGUGUGACUGCAUGUGGAAACAUUUGCUGCAUGGAAACUGAUGAAAGGCACAUUGUGCUCACCAAUACCUUAAAGGGGAACUGCACUUAUCAAUCACAAUCCUUAUAAGGGAUAAGAACACAUUUUUGCUUUUUAUGCAUUCUAACACGUAAAUAAAUGCUAGCAAAAGUCAGCUAAGAAUGGAGCUAUUGAGAUUUGCUUAUAAGGAAACAUCCAAGCUUUUAUACACAUACUGUAAGUAUACAUGUCAUUGUAAUGUCAUAAUAACAUGUAGUAAUUACCGCUACAUAUUUUCAUCAUUUUAAGCAUAUUCAUUUCACAGACGCUCACUUUCCCUUCAACAACACUACUAAUCAUGGCAGACUUAAUGAGACAACAAAGACUACUUUAGGACACAUUUAUGAUUCAGAAACUUCUAUUUUUGAGCCUGAAUAUAAGGAGGAAGAACUGAAUUUUUUUACUUUAAAUUAUGCUGACAAUUACAUUGGGGAAAAUGUUUUGCAAAAUUUGUGUUUAAAAAUGUAGUUUUGUUGAAAAAGAGUUUCAAAAUUCAGUGAGUAAAAAAUUUUGUGGGGAAAAAAAAAAUCUGUGGAAAAAAUGUUGGUGCAAAAAAAUUCAAUGUACAAACAUUGUAUAAAAAAUUUGAUGCAGAAGAAUUCAAUGUAAAAAAAAAAUAAUUGUAUGAACAAAUCAGUGUAAAAAAAAUUGAUGCAAUGUAAAAAAAAAUAAAAAAAUCAGUGUAUAGAAAAUUAA
This is a messenger RNA of Entelurus aequoreus (snake pipefish), 2685 nucleotides long. RefSeq names its product chaperonin containing TCP1, subunit 8 (theta) (gene cct8). The record is from RefSeq and is a predicted model, not a curated record. Gene Ontology annotation, cellular component: chaperonin-containing T-complex. The transcript is spliced from 15 exons. Gene Ontology annotation, molecular function: ATP-dependent protein folding chaperone; ATP binding; ATP hydrolysis activity. NCBI's taxonomy places the organism in Eukaryota, Metazoa, Chordata, Actinopteri, Syngnathiformes, Syngnathidae. Gene Ontology annotation, biological process: protein folding. Bases 118 to 1794 code for a protein of 558 amino acids.